AUGUUCUAUGUGCCUUUGUCAUCGCAACCUGCCAUUGACAUUACCAAACUGGUACAGAAGAAACUUGGCCAGGAUGUUAUCUGUAAACAGGCUGUAGAAUGUGUGCGAAUUGAUGAAGGAAAAAGAUUUCUGCGAUAUGCUGCCAUUGUUGAGAGAAGCCGGGAGCAUGGCUUGUUUAUCUUUACCUCAAGCCGUAUACCAUGUCUACAGUCAAGCGAUCUGAGCCUUGAAGUUAUUAUUGCUGUUGACUCUGGUUUUCGGCACAAAGCAGACUAUCAUCUACACUUGAGGUCAGCAGAUAAGCAUGUUCUCUUGGAGCUACCUCGCCUGGAUACAAGCACAGCGUUUUUGACUAAGAUUGUUAGUCUGACUAAAGACAGGAAGCAGACUUUUCAGUGGUUGGAGAAAUACAGGAGAGAGUGUCAAGUUUUUGAUGAGACUGAUUCCCGGACAUCUAACAGUAGUAACCCAUUUGCUGAUGAUGUGUUCGAUCCACUCAGGCAUGUCAGUCAGUCACAAGGUGUAACCCAGGCUAAAACUGCAGGUAGCAGGCAAACCACAUGGUAUGAGGACAGCACACCCAUAGCCUCUCAGCCUACAGCAUCUAACUCAGCUUUACAGCCCUCCCACAGAAGUGCCAGCAGAGACUCCUUGGAUAAGUCUGUCAAUACUUAUGAGGAAUUCACAGACUCAAUGGAAUCUGUACAAAAACAGCUAGGAAUAUCAUGGAGUGUUGAAUUUAAUUCUGCUGAGAAACCAGCGUCAAGUCGGGAAAAGUUUGUCAGGCAGUUCCUUAUUGAGAGAGAGAAUGAGUUUACUAAUGUACAGUACUUGAAAGUGUUUUGUGGGACCUGGAAUGUGAAUGGCCGGUCACCAUUGGAACCCUUAAAUAAGUGGAUGGUUGUAGAUAAUGAACCUCCUGACAUAUAUGCUAUCGGUUUCCAGGAGCUGGACCUCAGUAAGGAAGCCUUUAUAUUUGCUGAUUCUCCCAAGGAAGCAGAAUGGCAGGAUGCAGUUAUGUCCUACCUCCACCCAAAGGCCAAGUAUAAAAAGGUGAAGUCAGUGCGGCUGGUUGGAGUCUUACUGAUUGUGUACAUCCAGGAGAAACAUGUUCCCAACAUCAGUUACAUUGAUUCUGAUUCGGUGCCUACAGGGAUCAUGGGUAUUUUGGGUAACAAAGGUGGGGUGUCCAUCAGAUUCACAUUGUACAGCACCUCAUUGUGCUUCGUUAAUUCACACCUGGCCGCUCACCAGGAUGAGUUUGAAAGACGUAAUUCUGAUUAUCGGGACAUUAUGAGUAGGACAAGAUUCAAACAGUUUGAACCACCCCUGGAGAUCUCUGAACAUGAUAUUGUCUUCUGGAUUGGGGACCUGAAUUACCGCAUCGAUCUACCCAUUGAUGAAGUCAGGACGUGCAUCAAGAAGGAGAUGUACACUCGUUUGCUGGAAGAAGAUCAGCUGUACGGUCUCCUUCAGGCAAGUUCUGAUGUGUUUAAGGGAUUUGAGGAGGGUACUCCGAAGUUUGAUCCCACCUACAAGUUUGACUCUGGGACCAACAAUUAUGAUACCAGUGAGAAGAACAGAGUUCCCGCCUGGUGUGACCGCAUCCUGUGGAGGGGGCCCAAUGUGAAACAACACAGGUACAACUCACACCCUCAACUGAGGAUAUCAGACCACAAGCCAGUCAGCUCUCUGUUUACUGUAGGGGUGAGGGUUAUUGAUCAGAAGCUGUAUAAAAAGGUAUAUGAAGACAUCAUGAAACACCUUGAUCGUCUUGAGAAUGACUAUUUACCACAGAUCAAACUGGACAAAACAGAGUGUGUGUUUAAAGAUGUGAAGUUCAUUGAAAGUCAAAGCCAGGUUGUGACCGUUGUCAACAUUGGCCAGGUGCCAGUGGAGUUUGAAUUUAUCAACAAACUUGAUGAUCCAACCUAUUGCAAGCCAUGGCUAAAGGCUACUCCUAGCAAACAUUACAUUCAAGCAGGGUCAUGUUGUGAGGUGACCGUGGAGGUGUAUGUCGACAAGGCAACAGUAGCUAAGCUCAACUCUGGUGAAGAGAAGUUAGAAGACAUUCUUGUCUUGCAUCUGGCAGGUGGCAAAGAUUCUUUUAUCACGGUCAGUGGAAACUUCCUGAGCAGUACUUUUGGUUCCUCUAUAGAAGCCCUUGUUCAGAUGCAUGGACCAAUCAGAGAAGUGCCAGUAGCUGAUCUUCUGGAGAUUGAACAACCUGGGAGUCUUAAUAGGCUGGACAUAGCACAGGAUGGCGGGCGACUGUACAUGGUGCCGAAGGAAAUAUGGAAGCUCGUUGACUUCUUACAUAGAAAUGGAUUAGACAAGGAGGACCUCUUCCAACAGCCAGGAAGGAAUUCAGAGAUACAGCUUAUCAGGGACUGCUUGGACACAGGAAAACCAGAUCGGAUUCCUGACAACCUGAGUGUCCACUCUGUUGCUGAAGCUUUGCUGAUGUUUCUGGAGUGCUUAGCUCAGCCCGUGAUACCAUUCAACUUGUAUUCCCAGUGUAUGGCCAGUUGUAAUAACCUGAUGCUCAGUAAACAGAUAGUUUCUCACUUGCCAGAUUGCCACAAGAAUACAUUUCUUUAUAUCUGUGCUUUCCUGAGAGAACUUCUACAACAUUCGGCUAAAAAUGGCCUGGAGCCAAAGUUUAUAUGCAUCAUGUUUGGAGAGGUCAUGCUGCGACCACCCCCACUCUCAACACCUAACAAAGGUCAAGCCUCUGUCAAGGACCGGAGGUCCAGACUGAGAGAAGAGGAAACCAAGAAAUCAGCAUUUGUGUAUCAUUUCGUCAGCCAGGACUUAAACCUUUGA
Molecule: messenger RNA, 2826 nt
Organism: Candidula unifasciata
Lineage: Eukaryota; Metazoa; Mollusca; Gastropoda; Stylommatophora; Geomitridae
Source: the annotation of a GenBank genome assembly